UGAGGCACCCUCUCAUCCCUCGAACACCUCUCUGAACUCCGCCAUCUCCCUUUCUGCUCGUAUCCACCUUUUCCCACUGAUGUCUUCCUCAAAGGCCUCGGACAAUACAACAGUAAAAGCUCAAGGAUACACCCCACCCAUGAUGGACUUCUGCCAAGGUAAGCCUUAUCAUUCAUCGUCGUUGUCGUCGCCUUCCUCGUCGUCGCCAGUGGCGGGGACCUCCUCCGGCGAGAGGAGAGGGAGGAGGAAGCCCACAGAGCCAGGGAGGUUCCUCGGUGUGAGGAGAAGGCCUUGGGGGAGAUAUGCCGCCGAGAUAAGGGACCCUACGACUAAGGAGAGGCAUUGGUUAGGAACGUUCGACACCGCUCAAGAGGCUGCCAUGGCGUACGACAGGGCAGCCCUCGCCAUGAAAGGCACCCAAGCUCGAACCAACUUCGUCUACGCUGACACCCCUCUGACCACAUUUCACGCCGUCACCCCUUUCCACUCCCAGAGCUUCAUCCCUCAGCCGAUGCCACCGCUUCCCGGCCAGCCUCACCAGCUCGUCGGCGCUGCAACCGCCAUACAACCUUCCAACCACAGCAACUUCUCGAUUCAAAGUCAUCGCCAUAGCAUCUCCGCUCCGAGUCGCCGUGAUGUCGACAGCCUUCUCUUCCGAUCAAGUCGGGACGCCACCAACAUGCCCGCAUUCGGAUCUCCAGCAGAGAUGGACAUGUCUAAUGACUUCUUAUUUUCUGAUGACACUAGGUCGGGUUACUUGAGCAGCAUCGUCCAAGAGAGCCGCCUCAGGUCCUCCCGCAAACACUCUUCUGCGAACAGGGGUAACAGCAGCUCGAGCGAGUCGAAUGCUCAGGUGCUCUCCCCUUCCAACCAAGUGCAGUGUCAAGUAUCCACCAGCAGUUGCGGUGCAACGAAUGGAGACCCGUUGGGUGGUGGAGUGGGUUCGAUGAGCUCAGAGGACUUCCCUUGUCUUGCAGAGAUGAGCAAGGGGUUCUGGAUGGACGAGCCUGUGUGGGAACUCAGUGCAUGCGGAUUCCCUGACGCCAACGACAUUAAUAUGGACAACCUUGGCGCUUCACUGCCGCAGGUCUCCGUCUCCGUCUCCACCUCACCAUCGGUGUCUUCACUGACUGAUGUUUUCGACUUAGGUUACCCACUUUUCUGAGCGCUCAUUUCCAUGAGACACAAAUGCAGUAUUCCGCUCUCACUCUUCACUGAGACAUCACUCAUAGGCUUUAGGGAAGAUUCAGAAAGCACACACACGCACGCACCUGUGGGCUUCCUUUUGUCCGUGUCUUUGUGGUUUCACGCAAGUCGUCAAGUCCUCCAAAAGGGCUUUUUUACCUAUUUAGAAGAAGAACAAUGAUGAUAUGUAUUAGCUUUUCCUUGUGCAACAUUCUUCCUCUUUGCUUC
Messenger RNA from Musa acuminata subsp. malaccensis (wild Malaysian banana), 1413 nucleotides. RefSeq names its product ethylene-responsive transcription factor FZP. Gene Ontology annotation, molecular function: DNA binding; DNA-binding transcription factor activity. Lineage: Eukaryota; Viridiplantae; Streptophyta; Magnoliopsida; Zingiberales; Musaceae. Gene Ontology annotation, biological process: regulation of DNA-templated transcription. The record is from RefSeq and is a predicted model, not a curated record.